GUGCUUCUAUUCACAAUUAUAUUGAUGUCAGUCGGGGUUGCUGGUAGCGCAGGCGCGGAUCUACCCCCGGAUCUGGUCGACGACGGGCGGGGGUCGUACGAAAUGGUCGAUAUUUUAGCUAUAGCCAAGCGGGUGGUCUACGGUGCGCGAGACGCUUCAACGAGAUCGGUCAGUCCAGUCUCCUUAUAUUCGCUGUUACGAAAUAAACUCCCCCUAUCGUGUGCCGUGCUGGUCAGUGCGAGACAUCUCACAUCGCGAGGGCGCGUUGUUGCAACGAGAGGAAAUAUCUCCCGUCUGCGCUUGGCCGCCCGCUUCAUCCCUCUCCUCGCGAACCCCCCUCGUGCGUUAAAUAUUAAUCGAUCGGCAGCCGAGCGCAGCGCAGCGCGUGGUGCAUCCCGUCCGUCGUCGCAUCUCUCCGCUCUCGUCGCAGCCGACAACCGACGGCGAAUCCGUGCGGGAUUUCCCACGUCGACGAUCACAGCGAGGAGCGAUCCGUCGUCCGCGAAGGGAGACAGCUUCCUUCCCCAUCCCCAGGGAGUGACUCUUCCAGAUGGCGCGUCAGGAUGGCAGAGAUGCCGCGGAUCAAAACUUCGAUUAUAUGUUUAAACUGCUGAUAAUUGGCAACUCGUCUGUUGGCAAGACUUCCUUCCUCUUUCGCUACGCAGACGAUUCUUUUACUUCAGCUUUUGUGUCAACCGUAGGGAUCGACUUUAAGGUGAAGACCGUCUUCAGACACGACAAAAGGGUCAAGUUACAAAUCUGGGACACGGCGGGUCAGGAAAGAUACAGAACGAUCACGACGGCCUACUACAGAGGCGCGAUGGGUUUCAUUUUAAUGUAUGACAUCACAAACGAGGAGUCCUUUAAUUCAGUCCAGGAUUGGGUCACGCAAAUAAAGAACUACUCGUGGGACAACGCCCAAGUAAUUCUUGUGGGCAACAAGUGCGAUAUGGAAGAAGAAAGGGUGAUCAGUACCGAAAGGGGAAAACAGUUGGCGGAGCAAUUAGGAGUACGAUUCUUUGAAACUUCGGCCAAAGAGAACAUCAACGUCAAGGCGGUGUUCGAGCAGCUGGUGGACAUAAUAUGCGACAAGAUGAGCGAAUCUCUGGACAAUGAUCCAACUCUGAUGGGGGCGGGCGGUAUGGGUCAGAACAAGGGCCAACGACUCACCGAUCAGCCGACCAAUCCAGCGAACGCUAACUGUAAUUGCUAAAAAAAAUGCGACGACACGCAGAAGAAGGAGAAAAACCGAGAGAUCGUAUUUUGUGCGUGUGUCUGCGCGCAUGUGUGCACGUGUGUGUUACGUGUGUUAGAAAAAGGGAGAAAGAAGGAGAGAAAGAGAAAUAGAAAGAAAGGAGAAGGAAGUGUCGUGUGCGACGCUGGUGUGUUAACUAGUCCACUUAAUACUUCGUCGUUUCCCCUCGUUAUGUUAUUUAUUUGAAAAUUCGACUUUCGUUCUCACCUGUUUUCUUUCACCCUUUCUCGGCGCGAGAUGAUAUAUAUGGAUAAUGUACGCUAUAUAUAUAUAUACAUAAUGAUUGUGAUCAUCGAGGUGGCAACCAAGUUAGCCAACGACCGUCAAAUGAACGGUUGCGGUUCUCCAUUCGGUUCAUCCAUUUGAUAGUCAAAGAUGAACUUGAUAUAAUUUCCGAAAGUUCAAAUUUCCAUGUUGCAGACACGCGAAAAUGCGUUUUCCAUUUUGCGAUUUCCAGUAGUCGCGUUUUAAUUAUCAGAAAUAAAUGUCAAUUGUAAUGGUCAUACAAAUUCACGCUCUCGAAGGUUAAUUAAAUUUAAUUGCUUCCUUUGAAAGCCAAAAGAAGGACAAGAUCCAAUUAGUCGCAGUUAGCAUUAAUUAUCUGAAUAAAAAUUUUUGCAGCAACAAAAA
Molecule: messenger RNA, 1885 nt
Organism: Acromyrmex echinatior (Panamanian leafcutter ant)
Lineage: Eukaryota; Metazoa; Arthropoda; Insecta; Hymenoptera; Formicidae
Gene: Rab3
Product: RAS oncogene family member Rab3
Molecular function (GO): GTP binding; GTPase activity
Source: RefSeq, a predicted model, not a curated record